Messenger RNA from Nicotiana tabacum (common tobacco), 792 nucleotides. The record is from RefSeq and is a predicted model, not a curated record. NCBI's taxonomy places the organism in Eukaryota, Viridiplantae, Streptophyta, Magnoliopsida, Solanales, Solanaceae.
AUGGCGAACAGAGGGUAUGCAAAAUACGAUAAUGAGGAAGCUCUUGCUCAAAAUGAAAAAGAGUUCUUGGCAAAGACGAGGAACAAGGAUCAACAAGCCCUCAUGCUCAUCCAUCAAUGUUUGGAAGAUGCAAUGUUUGAGAAGGUCGUGGUCGUGGACAAAUCGGAAGAAGAGGACGCGGCUACUAUCAAGAAAAUAAUGGACAAAAGCAACAUUGAAGAGAAAGCUAGCCUUGUUGAGAACAAUAAAGAAGAAGAUGAGUCAACAUUAUUGUUGGCACUCAAGGAAGAAGAUCGGGAAGAUUGUGGCUCGUGGUAUUUGGAUAAUGGAGCAAGCAAUCAUAUGUAUGGAUGCAAAGACAAUGAUGAAGAAGAACCAGAGACCGUGGAACCUAUGCAAGCUGCUACUCCACCUCCUUCACCAACUAAUGUUGCAUCUCCUUCUUCUCAAGAAAGUUCAAAUGAACACACUGAACCAAUAAACUUUGAUGAAUUUAUUACAGACAAAAGGUGGAGACAAGCAAUGGAGGAGGAGAUCGAUUCAAUAGAAAAGAACAACACUUGGGAGUUAACAACUCUUCCCAAAGGUAAUCGAGCAAUUGGAGUGAAAUGGGUAUACAUGACAAAGAAGAAUGCUGAUGGAGAUAUGGAGAGAUACAAAGCACAACUUGUGACUAAAGGCUACAAGGAAAGGCAGUGUAUUUCCGAUAAGAAAGUAGAGCUCAAAUAUGUGAAGUCUCAUGAUCAAGCUGCGGAUAUUUUUACAAAGCCUCUCAAGUUUGAAGAUUUUUAG